Messenger RNA from Phialemonium atrogriseum, 2088 nucleotides. RefSeq lists its product as uncharacterized. The transcript is spliced from 5 exons. Gene Ontology annotation, biological process: glutaminyl-tRNA aminoacylation; translation. The record is from RefSeq and is a predicted model, not a curated record. Lineage: Eukaryota; Fungi; Ascomycota; Sordariomycetes; Cephalothecales; Cephalothecaceae. Gene Ontology annotation, molecular function: glutamine-tRNA ligase activity; ATP binding. Bases 1 to 2088 code for a protein of 695 amino acids. Gene Ontology annotation, cellular component: cytoplasm; cytosol.
AUGACAGACGACAUCGUGGCAGGAGCCGCCAAGCUCCAACUGGAUGAGGAGACAGGGGAGAUGGUCUCCAAAAACGAGCUGAAGAAGCGACUGCAGAAACGAGCCAAGAAGGCCGCGGCUCAGGCGCGAAGCCAGGACGCAGCCCAGAACUUGGGUAUAGAAGCCGCUGCCGCUGUUAAAGAGAAGCUUCCGCCAAAGCCCAAGGCCGAUGAGUCCUAUCUGGACCCGGAUGCCAUGUUCAAGCAGGGGUUCCUUGCCGAGGUGUUUAAAGAAAGACCUGCCGAAGAGGUCAUGACUCGAUUUCCCCCUGAGCCGAAUGGAUAUCUUCACUUGGGACACGCCAAGGCGAUUGCCAUCAACUUCGGAUUUGCUAGGUACCAUGGGGGUAAAACGGUUGGUAGGACAACGGGGCUAACGACGGAGCAGAUUCUCAGGUAUGCGUUUUAUCCGACCAGGUUUGACGACACCAAUCCAGAUGCCGAGGACGAGAAAUACUUUGUGGCAAUAGAGGAGACUAUCCGGUGGCUCGGAUUUGCUCCCCAUGCGAUCACAUACUCGAGCGACAACUUCCAGAAGUUAUACGACCUCGCUGAAAAGCUGAUUCAGCUGGGCAAGGGCUACGUCUGUCACUGCAACGAAGCCGAAAUUAAACUGCAGCGUGGUGGCGAAGAAGGCUCGUCGCCGAGAUAUCGCUGCGCGCAUGCCGAACAGGAUGUGGAGACGAACCUCCAGAAGUUUCGCGACAUGCGCGAUGGUAAGUACGAGCCACAGACUGCCUUUUUGCGCAUGAAGCAAGACAUCACAAGCGGCAACCCUCAGAUGUGGGAUGUUGGGGCAUAUCGGAUUCCGAAGGACCAAACGCCGCACUUCCGCACUGGGAAUCAGUGGAGGAUUUAUCCGACAUACGACUUCGCACAUUGUCUUUGCGACAGCUUCGAAGGGAUUACCCACAGUCUGUGUACCACUGAAUUCAUCAUGUCGAGAGAGAGCUACGAAUGGCUGAACAAAACACUCGGUGUCUACGAGCCAAUGCAGCGCGAGUAUGGUGAGUUGCUGCCCCUUGGGGUCUUUCUUUUGAGCCCUGAACCACCCCCUAUCCGCCUUCCUGGUUGGGAGUUGGGGGCGAGUGCGACUAAAGCUGAUUUUCUAGGCCGCUUGAAUGUCAGUGGCACAAUCAUGAGCAAGAGGGCGCUCAAAAAGCUGGUGGAAGGGAAGUUUGUCCGCGACUGGGAUGACCCACGCCUCUACACAUUGAUCGCAAUUCGUCGUCGAGGUGUGCCCCCAGGUGCACUUCUCUCCUUUAUCAACGAACUCGGCGUCACGACCUCGCGGACCGUGAUCCAGACCUUACGAUUCGAACAGUCUAUUCGCCGUUAUCUCGAAACGACUGUUCCCCGUCUUAUGCUCGUCCUUGACCCGGUGCCCGUGGUUAUCGAGGACAUCGAUGACCUUGAAGGACAGCAGCUUGAUAUUCCAUUCUCGCCAAAGGAUCCCAAGAUGGGUUCUCAUAAACUACGCCUCACCAAGACAGUGUAUAUCGACCGCUCUGACUUCCGCGAGGUGGAUAGCAAGGACUACUUCCGCCUCGCACCAGGAAAGACAGUUGGUCUUUUGCAAAUUCCUUACCCUAUUAAGGCGACUUCCUUCUCUAAAGAUGGAGCAACGGGUAGGGUAACAGAGAUCAAGGUUGUUUUCGACAAACAAGGCAAAAAACCCAAGACAUACAUCCAAUGGGUCCCCGAGGGAUCGCGGAAAGUUGAGGUUCGGGUUCACAGCCAGCUUUUCAAAUCCCCAGAUCCCACUGCCGUCGAGGGGGGUUUCCUGAACGACAUCAACCCUGACAGCGAGGCGGUCUAUCCAGAGGCCCUCGUUGAGUCUGGAUUCGAGGAGGUGCGCCGUCGAGCCCCCUGGCCAGAGGCUAAGGGGGAAAGUAAGGGCGCCGGGCCGGAAAGCGUAAGGUUCCAAGCCAUGCGGGUUGCAUACUUUGUGAGUUUCUGGUGCCUUAUUGCCGUAGACACUGAUAGUACGGAGGACAAGAUUGUGCUCAAUCGUAUCGUCUCUCUCAGAGAGGAUGCGGGAAAGAGGUGA